Molecule: messenger RNA, 588 nt
Organism: Musca vetustissima
Lineage: Eukaryota; Metazoa; Arthropoda; Insecta; Diptera; Muscidae
Product: merozoite surface protein 2-like
Exons: 2
Coding region: 1-588 (195 amino acids)
Source: RefSeq, a predicted model, not a curated record
AUGCCCAAAAAAGCCCGCGAAACUAAUAAAAACCUAAAUAAAAAUAAUAAUUCUAAUAGUGGUAGUGGUGGUGGUGAAGGAAGAGGAGGUGGAGGAGUAGGGGCUAAGCCCAAGGCAAAUAAUGAAAAAGGGCCACCAGCAACGGCAACAACAACAACAAAUAUCUUAUCAUCAUCCUCAGCAGCAUCAUCAAUUUCAACUUCAUCAAGAAACUUUGAAAACAAACAACAACAGCCACAACCAUCCACGGUAGUUAAUAGUAGUAAUAAUUUAAAGCAACAACAGCAACUCACAACAACGAACAACAAUUACAUUGAUAAUGGAAAACAAUCCGCCGCCGCUGCUGCUCUAAAUAACUGUAUGUUAGCCUCGCCAAAUCUUAGUGCCGCCAAUGACUCACAGAAUGCGCCCACAAUGUUUGCCUCCAUUUGGAGUAAAUUUUCAGCCACCUGCAAUGAAGCCAAACAACAAAAACUCCUACAAAGGCAAAAGAGUCAACAAAAUCAUACAGCAGCCGCCUCCACAUCAUCAUCAUCGGCCACUACCGGCACCAAUGGAUAUUUCAAACCCAAAAAUAUUGAUCCCUAA